AAAACCCUCAGUUUCUCUCUCUUUCCCUUUUUCACAGCCAUUUAUUAGAUUCCUCUCUCAAUUAGUCUCUUCUCUUUUCUAUUGGAUUGUAUUAGACUGAUAGCUCAAGGAACCGAAAAAAAGAGAAAGAAAGGAUAACAAAAAUAUCUCCUGAAAAAAUUUCUCAGCCUUGGUUUGAUUUUUAAUUUUCAGGAACUGUUUUGGAGUUUUUUCCAGAUUUUUUUUCUGUAUUUCCUCGUAAAAAAAUUUUCUGGGUUUUUUUUUUCUUUCCUGGCUUCAAUUUGUUCAUAUGCAGAAAAUCCUUUUUCUGGGUUUUUACCUUUGCCAGAGAGAAGCCUCUUAAUAGUUAAUAGUCUUGUUUUUGUAUAUUCCAAUUAUAGCUCAAUAUUGAACAUAAUUUAUAAACUUAAAUUUCUUUCCAAAAAGUCUCUUCUUUUGUCAUUAUAAAUUGAAACCUUCCUUUGAAAUUAUAUUUUCAUCUUUGAAAAAGAAAAAAGAGAGAGAGAUUAUGGGGAAGCAAGGGCCUUGCUGUCACUGUGGAGUUACAAGCACACCUCUGUGGCGAAAUGGGCCACCAGAGAAGCCGGUAUUGUGCAAUGCGUGUGGAUCGCGUUGGAGAACAAAGGGAACACUUGUGAACUACACACCGCUUCAUUCUCGUGCUGAUUGUGAUGACCAUGAGGAUCAUCAGAGGUAUCAAAGAAUGAAGAGCAUUUCUAUGAGUAGCAAGAACAAAGAGACGAAGAUGCUCAAGAGGAAAGCAAUUCAAGAAAACAUCUCCAUUAAAAGACCUCUCUUGGAAUUCAACUAUGGUUUGAAGAAGGCUGUGGUAGAGGAGGAUGCUAGUAACAGGUCGAGUUCUGGUUCGGCUAUAUCAAACUCUGAGAGCUGUGCACAGUUUAGUAGUGCAGAUGGGAGCGAGUUAACAGGUCCAUCUCAAUCUAACACAUGGGACACGACUGUUCCUAGCAAGAGGAGGACGUGUGUAGGCCGUCCAAAGUCCUCUUCUGUUGAAAAGCUCAGAAAGGACCUUUACAAUAUUCUACAAGAGCAGCAAUCGUCGUGUCUCUCAGUUUCAUCAGAGGAAGAUCUUCUUUUUGGGAAUGAAAUGUCAAUGGUCUCUGUUGAGAUUGGGCAUGGGAGUGUUCUGAUGAGGAAUCCCCACUCGUUUGCUCGGGAAGAGGAGUCUGAAGCCAGCUCGCUCUCUUCGGUUGAGAACAAGUCAUCCAUCAGUGAGGCAUACUCACAUUCUGUGAAGCGUGCUGAGAUUGGAGGAGAGAGAGGUUCAGACUCUUUUGGACAAGCAAUAAAGCAUGAGCAACUCAGAAGAACCAAGUCUCAAAGUGGAAGAGUGCAUGUCCUGGGGAGCCAUAGUUCACCACUCUGUAGCAUUGAUUUGAAGGAAGUUUUCAACUUUGAUGAGUUCAUAGAGCAAUUCACAGAGGAAGAACAGAAGAAACUGAUGAAAUUACUUCCUCAGAUUGAUUCUAUUAACCUUCCUGAUAGCCUCAGAAUGAUGUUCGAAAGUGCUCAGUUCAAAGAGAACUUCUCUUUGCUUCAGAAACUUAUUGCAGAUGGUGUCUUUGAGAUGCCUUCUUCCUCUGGGGCAAAACUCGAAGACAUAAGGACUUUUAAGAAGCUUGCUUUGUCUGAUUUUAACAAAUCUCGUUUGGUGGAAGGCUAUAACCUGCUGAAGGAACAGGAAAAAGGGUCUGGAGAUUCUGCCACUACAACUUCAAGAAUCUCGAACCCAAAUGUACCUAAAAAUAUUAUAACCAUCAAGAGACGCUGUGAAAAUCAAACUCAAUUAAAGUCAGAGUCAAGAGGGCUUAUGAGGAGCCCCAAAAGUGUAACGAAGAUGAAAACAAGCCAUGAAAGCAAAGUUAUGACAGAGAACAACGUCUCAUGCUUCAGCCCAAAAAGCUUAGUGUUUGCGCAAGAAAGUGGUUCUACAGUGUUUGGCUAUGAAGGUAGUUGCAGUUCCGAUCAAGACCUCCUUCUUCUGGAUUUGCCGUCAAAUGGGUCGUUUCCUCAAGCAGAGCUUCUUCACCAACUCUGAGUAGAAAAAGCUUCAAACUUCAUAGUGCUUCUCAGUGGUAAAGGAAGGAUUUUUAAGCUUGCUCUCUCUCUCUCUCUCUUGCUUGAUUGAGAUUGAUGAGAGAGACUCUUAGGCUUUCUGAGAAAACGACCAAAUGAGGUUUCUGCUUUAGAAAUUGGUAUUUGCAGACAUAAAAGGGACUUUUUUUUUGAGUCUUGGACUUCUCUUUGGUGGUUAGUUAAGUUUAUAAGGUGGGUCUUAUAAUACAUAUCGUAUUAUAAGGUGGGUCUUAUCUAUACAUAAUGGUGGGUCUUAUCUAUAAAUAUAUAUAUACAUAAUGCCUCUUCUCGUUCAAUGAAUUAAUGAAACCUUUUAAAUUGAAAGUUCCAUUU
Eutrema salsugineum is the source of this 2430-nucleotide messenger RNA. RefSeq names its product GATA transcription factor 26. Gene Ontology annotation, molecular function: zinc ion binding; sequence-specific DNA binding. Bases 509 to 2059 code for a protein of 516 amino acids. Gene Ontology annotation, biological process: regulation of DNA-templated transcription. Lineage: Eukaryota; Viridiplantae; Streptophyta; Magnoliopsida; Brassicales; Brassicaceae. The transcript is spliced from 8 exons. The record is from RefSeq and is a predicted model, not a curated record.